Molecule: messenger RNA, 543 nt
Organism: Haemonchus placei
Lineage: Eukaryota; Metazoa; Nematoda; Chromadorea; Rhabditida; Trichostrongylidae
Source: the annotation of a GenBank genome assembly
GUACCAAAAGGAGCAUUCACGGGUGAAGUUUCUCCUGCUAUGCUCAAGGACUUGGGUAUCGAAUGGGUGAUCCUUGGGCACUCAGAGAGACGUCAUAUUUUCGGAGAAUCAGAUCAGCUUAUUGCGGAAAAGGUCGUUCAUUGCCUCGAAAACCAUGUAAAUGUCAUUUUCUGCAUUGGUGAGAAACUAGAGGAAAGGGAAGCUGGUAAAACUAAGGAGGUGAACUUCCGCCAGAUGCAAGCCUUAGUUGACAAAAAAGUUGAUUGGACAAACAUUGUUAUCGCUUAUGAACCUGUGUGGGCUAUUGGUACAGGAAAAACCGCCACUCCCGAGCAGGCACAAGAGGUUCAUCUGUGGAUCCGCGAGUUUUUGAAAGAGAAGGUCUCCGCUGAUGUUGCCGAGAAGACCCGCAUUAUCUACGGAGGGUCCGUCACUGCCGAAAACUGCAGAGAUUUGGGGAAGAAGCCCGAUAUCGAUGGUUUCCUAGUCGGAGGUGCUUCCCUUAAGCCCGAUUUCAUCAAGAUCAUCAACGCUCGCAAGUAG